Theileria equi strain WA is the source of this 1167-nucleotide messenger RNA. Its product is annotated as signal peptide-containing protein. The transcript has a single exon. The coding region runs from base 1 to 1167 and encodes 388 amino acids. The record is from RefSeq and is a predicted model, not a curated record. NCBI's taxonomy places the organism in Eukaryota, Apicomplexa, Aconoidasida, Piroplasmida, Theileriidae.
AUGAAAUCGUCUAAUUUUCUAUUUUUAUUCUUUCUUUGCCAAAUUUCUGCUUCCUAUCAAGAGUCUUGGGAUAUCAGCAGAAACAAAGAUUCGGAAGGGUUUACAAGUUUAAGUCUUCAUGUCGAAGGAUUGGAGUAUUACACACAUUUUUUUGCAAGGGAGGACCGUCCUACAAAGAUUACUGAUGGUGAGAAUUUAAUUUGGCGUGGUAACAACAAGAAAAAGUGCCUCGGUUACGUUGUACACUAUGAAAAGGGAGUUCCAGCCCUGGUGAAGCUCUUUACAUUUGGAUCUAAUUCUGCAAUUCUCAUGAAAUAUUCCGAAAGGAUAGUAACAAGGCCUGAUUCAGGACAAGAAACAGUUGAAUGGAGAAGAAUCAAAAUGGAGGAACACAAGGAGAAAACAAGGAAGCUAUACAACCUGCCAAAUUCUAAAAAUUAUAUACUUAACGUUAGAAGUAAAAAUUCGCGCAAUUUUGAGGUUAAGGAAAUAAAAACUCAAGACCUUUAUACCACAGAAUACACACUAAUAACCGCAGCUUCCGUUACUAAGGUGAUAUACGGCCCACUUAUCCUAUGGGAAAAUCAAGAGGGAGAAGAAUGUCACAGAGUUAGCGUGGAUCAUGACGGCGGCGACACAGCAUUUAUAAGGAUCCUCAUUAUAAACCCCCUUUACAUUGGAAAACAAAUAUAUUUUAAAGUAAAGGGAGAUAGCCACAUGCAAAUAACCUACAGAUACUACUUUUCCUGGUUACUUUCAAGAGUAAGAGAGCCUAAGGAAACUCCAACCAAUCCCCAGGACGAAGCAGAUGGUGCAUGCAACAAAGGGAAAGAACUUGAACAAAACGUACCCUCGAUUUUGGAUAUAAACAGCACAGACUCAAAACAGUUUUUCAUUAGCAGAAUAGGCAAACGGAGUAAAUGUCAUCGCAAGUACAUCCCAAAAUCUGGACACAUUGCCAAAGUAGUAGAGUACAAAAAAGAGCUAUGGAGAGCUAGAGAAGGCGAAAUUUGUCACACCGCUAUCCUACUAUUUAGAUCUAGAAGACCAUCCCUAUUUACUCUGCACAUUCGAAACCUUAGCGGUGAAGAAACAUCAAUAUGCUUCACGAGGAGUGGAGGAUUGUGGAGAGCCCAAAAGGUAUAUGAAGAAAUCCUGGACGACUGA